Molecule: messenger RNA, 1119 nt
Organism: Naegleria lovaniensis
Lineage: Eukaryota; Heterolobosea; Eutetramitea; Acrasida; Naegleriidae
Exons: 1
Coding region: 1-1119 (372 amino acids)
Biological process (GO): protein refolding
Cellular component (GO): cytoplasm
Molecular function (GO): Hsp70 protein binding
Source: RefSeq, a predicted model, not a curated record
AUGACUUUAUCCUCUUUGAUUUUAUCAUCAUCCCAUGCUUCGUCAUCAUCUUCAUCACGAAGGCUUCUCGGAAUCGUGUUAGCAGCCUCUUUUUGUAUCGUUCUGCUGAUAUUAGCAGGUUCUUGUAUGGCCUCCGAUUUGUAUGAAAUUUUGCACGUUCCUCGGAAUGCUGCUCAGGAUCAAAUUAAACGAGCUUUCAAAAAACUCACGAUGAAGUACCAUCCUGAUAGAUACAAAGGAGCUGAUAAAGCUGAAGCACAGAAAAAGUAUGCUCAAAUUUCUCACGCCUACGAGGUAUUAUCAGAUGAGAAAAAGAGACAAAUCUACGAUAGAUAUGGAGAAGAGGGUCUCAAGCAACAAGAACGAGGAGGUCACCCUGGUGGCGGAAUGGAUAUCUUCUCUGAAUUCUUUGGAGGUGGAUUCCAUUUCAAUUUUGGAGGCGGUGAUGACAGUCAAGAGGAAGAAGAUGAAUUCAAGGGUCAAGAUUUGAGAAUUCCACUUGAAGUUACCUUGGAAAAUCUUUACAAUGGAAAGCUCAUGACAUUCAAGAGAGUAAGAACUGCUCAUGAAAGUGGAGCUCAACCUAAAAAAUGUGAAUGCAGAAAUAAGGUCAUCCGAAUGAUGAUUAUUAAUGGACAAAUGAAGAGAAUGACUGAAAAUAAUUGUGAAGAAUGUAAAAAUCGGUUCGAUGUUAUUCAAAAAGCGACAGCAUUGACCAUUCAGAUUGAUAGAGGUAUGAAAGAAGGUGAAGAGAUUGUAUUUUAUGGCGAAGGUGAUGCUACCAAGUCACACCGCAGCGGUGAUUUAAUUUUUGUAAUCAAAUCUAAGCCACAUCAUGUUUUCACCCGAGUUGGAGACGAUUUGAAAAUGAAAAUGGACAUUACACUUAAAGAGAGUUUGACAGGACUUGUAAAAACUAUCAAACAUUUAGAUGACAGAAAUUUGCAAAUCAAGAUUAAUGAUGUCAUCAUUCCAAACAGUGUCAGAGUGAUGAAGGGAGAAGGAAUGCCAAGAAAGGAGAAUCCAGCCCAAAAGGGAGACCUCUAUAUUGAAUUUAAUGUUAUUUUCCCAACCUCACUCUCUGACAAACAGAAAGAUGAGCUCAAGAAUGUUUUGUAA